AUGGAAAUAACUAAACAGAAUUUUGCAGAACAGAUUGAUAACAUUACUGAAGAUUUAAAACGUUCUUGCUUUAUUGGUUUUGACGCCGAAUUCACAGCGAUUUUAAGCGGAGAUAAUUUUCAGAAUAGUUUGUUUGACACCAAUGAAGACCGCUACAAUAAAAUGAAAACAGCAGUUAGUAAGAUGGUAAUGACCCAAAUUGGCCUUACAAUGUUUCAAUAUGAUAGAGACAUUGAUACAUAUGUAGCAGUGGGCUACACAUUCCAUCUCUGUCCUCAAGUUGUUGCAGACAUAGACCAGUCUUUUAUUUUUCAAGCAUCUACCCUCAAAUUUCUUUGUAAACAUAAUUUUGAUUUCAACAAGUUCACAUAUGAGGGUCUCCCAUACCUUAGCAAAACAGAAGAUGCCAAAAUACGACAACAUUUAAAAGACAAUACACUAUUUCAAAAUCUCACCCACACACUAGACAUUGACGAUGAGAAGUUACUACAAACCUACUGCUCUGAUGUAUCCAAGUGGCUGACUACUAGUGAUGAAGAUACAAUGUACAUAGAUGUUAAGUCUUCUGUUCUUAGAUACCUUGUCCAUAAUGAAGUUAGGAAUAGAUUUCCAAAUGUACUCACCACUGAUAGCCUAGGUAAUAGCAAUAAGGUUCUAAUAUACAGAGAUAAAUAUGUAGAAGGUGCAGUAAGUGCCCCGACAGCAAUUUUAGAAGAGAAUUUGAUUAACAGUCUUUUAGGAUUUUCACAAAUAAUAUACUUACUGGAAGCAUAUAACAAGCCAAUAGUUGGUCACAAUAUGUUCUUGGAUAUUAUAUUACUGCACAAUCAGUUUAUAGGACCUUUACCGGAGAAGUAUAUAACAUUCAAGAAGAAUAUAAAUCAAAUAUUUCCAGUUAUUUAUGAUACCAAAUAUAUUUCCCAUGAAAUGUCUAAGAGAUUAUCCUUUGAUGAAGUUUGGAAAUCAAAUGCACUGAAAGACUUGUAUGAAUUUUUUGCUGAAGGGAAAUGUAAGAAAUUGGAACAAGGUAUAAAUCCUAUUAGACUGAGUACUCCGUUUGAUGUAAAACAAUCGUAUCAUGAAGCCGGUUGGGACUCAUUUUGUUCUGGUUACUGUUUCGUGCGACUCGGUCACUGGGCAGCGUGCGAGUCAAGCGGCAAGUAUAGGCCGGUGGGGCCCACAGAGACCCUCUCCGGCCUAUCCAGCUACCGGAACAGAGUCAACGUCAUACGAGCAUCCGUACCUUACAUGAAUUUAGUCGGUGAAGACCCCACAAGCCACCGUCCACAAUUACUGCACAUCAAAUCUUUAAAUGAACAAGUUAUCAACAUCAGCAAGGUGGUGACGGCACUCGCAGGAAUCGGCUCUAUAGACAUAAAGCCCUACGGUAGCCGGGCCGCCCUCUUAGCAGCUGCUACACAAGUCACCGCAGAAAGAAUACUGAAACAAUACAGAAACAGUCGAGAGUAUAGAAUAUCUGUGUACAGCCCGUAUCAGCACAGCGUGGCAAGUCGUAUGGCUCUCUGGGGUGGAGCCUUGCUUACUGGUAGUCUUCUCAUUUACUUUCUACGUAGUAAUAUAAAAACUAAAACCAAUUUAUCAUAUUAG
Diatraea saccharalis (sugarcane borer) is the source of this 1608-nucleotide messenger RNA. The record is from the annotation of a GenBank genome assembly. NCBI's taxonomy places the organism in Eukaryota, Metazoa, Arthropoda, Insecta, Lepidoptera, Crambidae.